Messenger RNA from Diplodia corticola, 747 nucleotides. RefSeq names its product gnat family acetyltransferase. The coding region runs from base 1 to 747 and encodes 248 amino acids. Lineage: Eukaryota; Fungi; Ascomycota; Dothideomycetes; Botryosphaeriales; Botryosphaeriaceae. The record is from RefSeq and is a predicted model, not a curated record. Gene Ontology annotation, molecular function: protein N-terminal-serine acetyltransferase activity; protein-N-terminal-alanine acetyltransferase activity. The transcript has a single exon.
AUGGCCCAAUCCCAGCAAGACAACAGGCCUCUCGGCCCCGCUGUCGAGCCCCGUCCCGCUCUCACCCCAGAACACAAACACUUUCACGGCGAACACGUCACGCUCCGGCCCCUCGCUCCCUCCGACCUCGACGCGCUACUUCCCUUGAUCAGCGGCCCCGACAAGGCCUGGCUCUUCGACUACAUGCCAGACGGGCCCAUCCCGGCCUCCUCUGGCGGCCAGGACACCUACCGUGCCGUCUUCGCGUCCAAAUGCGCCUCCAAGGACCCGCUCUUCUUCUCUGUCCUCGUCAAAGGCCAAGUCCUCGGCUGGAUCGCCAUCAUGCGCAUCGACGCCGGCAAUGGCGUCGCGGAGAUCGGACACGUCAUGUUCUCGCCCCCGCUGCAGCGCACGGCGGCGGCGACGGAAGCCGUGUAUCUGCUCGCGCGGUACGUCUUCGAGGACCUGCGCUACCGGCGGCUGGAGUGGAAGACGAAUGACCUGAACGAGGCGAGCAAGCGGGCGGCGGUGCGAUUGGGCUUCACGUGGGAGGGGCGGUUCAGAGCCCACAUGGUUGCGAAGGGGCGAAGGAGAGAUACGGUGUGGUUUUCAAUGAUAGAGGAGGAUUGGUUCGGAAGGGAUGGAAAGGGAGGUGCCGGAGAGGCGUUGAAGCGGUGGUUGGAUGAGGCCAAUUUCGACAGCGAGGGGAAGCAGAGGAAGAAGCUGGAGGAUAUGAGGCGGGACGUGGUUGGCGGCGUGUGUGCAUAG